This is a messenger RNA of Elaeis guineensis (African oil palm), 2454 nucleotides long. RefSeq lists its product as uncharacterized. The record is from RefSeq and is a predicted model, not a curated record. Gene Ontology annotation, molecular function: receptor serine/threonine kinase binding; protein kinase activity; ATP binding. Gene Ontology annotation, biological process: protein phosphorylation. Lineage: Eukaryota; Viridiplantae; Streptophyta; Magnoliopsida; Arecales; Arecaceae.
CCCCCACCCCCUUCCCCCCAAUUUUGGCCUCUUCUACUGCAACCUUGACCACUUUCUUCUCUCCUCUCUAGUCUUCUUCCACCAUAGAGAGAAAUUUAGAGAUAAAGGUGCCUCCUUUACCUUCUUCUUUGCUCGUUCUGGGUACAUGGAAUCGAUUCCUCUUCUCCGUGGCUUCUCUCUCCUCCUCCUCUCCCUUCUCCUUCUCGGCCCCAGGGCUGUUCAGGGGAAUGCGGAGCUGAGAGCCCUCAUGGAGGUGAAGGCAGCGCUGGACAAGGAGGGGAGGAUUCUGGCCUCGUGGACUAGCGAUGGGGACCCUUGCCGAGGGGACUUCGAAGGGGUGGCGUGCAACGAGUACGGCAAAGUGGCCAACAUCUCGCUCCAGGGGAAGGGCCUCUCGGGGUUCAUCUCGCCGGCGGUGGCCGAGCUCCGGUGCCUCUCGGGUUUGUACCUCCACUAUAAUGCUCUCAGAGGGGAGAUACCGAGAGAAAUCUCUAACCUCACCGAGCUCUCUGAACUCUACCUUAACAAUAACAACCUCCCCGGCCGCAUUCCGGUGGAGCUCGGGAAAAUGGAGAGCCUGCAAGUGUUGCAGCUGUGCUAUAACCAGUUGACAGGAGGUAUACCCCCCCAGCUAGGUCUUUUGAAGAAGCUCACUGUUCUUGCCUUACAGUGCAAUCACUUAAACGGAGCUAUUCCGGCCACUUUAGGAGAUUUAACACAGUUGACGAGGUUGGAUUUGAGCUUCAAUCAUCUCUUUGGUUCAAUCCCUGUGAAGCUAGCUCAGGUUCCUCAGCUGGUAGUAUUCGAUGUCCGGAAUAACUCCCUCUCCGGCAAUGUCCCCUCCGAUUUAAAGAGACUGAAUGGAGGAUUCCAGUAUGGGAACAACACAGAACUAUGUGGAGUUGGAUUCACUUCCCUCAAAGUUUGCUCUUCAGAUGAUGUCCUGAAUCCCAGCAAACCUGAACCCUUUGGACAGGAGAUCCCACAAUCGGCUAACAUUACCGCACAUUGCAAUGGUUCCCACUGCUCAAAAUCUUCAAAAUCCUCUGCAGUAAAAGUUGUUAUCGGAAUAGUUGCUUUGGCAUUUGGAGGGUUGGUUAUCAGUUUACUGGCCUUUGCACUAUAUCGUCGCCGGAAGCAGAAGAUUGGUAGUGCACUAGAGGUUUCAGACAGCCGGCUAAGCACCGACCAGCCCAAGGAUUUCUAUCGAAAGAGUGCCUCCCCGCUUAUCAGCCUCGAGUACUCCAAUGGAUGGGAUUCCUUGGUUGAUGGGCGAGGCGGUGUGGGGCUCUCUCAGGAGGUCUCUCAGAGCUUUCGAUUCAAUCUUGAGGAGGUGGAGUGUGCGACUCAGUACUUUUCGGAUGUUAACUUGCUGGGGAAGAGCAACUUCGCCGCAAGUUUUAAGGGCCUCUUGCGAGACGGGACUGUGGUUGCUGUUAAGAGCAUCAACAAGACAAGCUGUAAAACUGAGGAGGCUGACUUCUUGAAGGGGCUGAAGAUCCUGACUUUGUUGAGGCAUGAGAAUCUUGUUGGAUUGAGGGGCUUUUGCUGUUCUAGAGGCAGGGGGGAGUGCUUCCUUGUCUAUGAUUUUGUUACAAAUGGGAGCCUGUCGCAGUAUCUGGAUAUGAAGGAUAAUGUGAAUGGCAGGGUUCUAGACUGGCCUACAAGAGUAUCUAUUGUCAAAGGCAUUGCUAAAGGUAUUGAGUAUUUACACAGCAAUCGAUCAAACAAGCCUGCUCUGGUCCACCAAAACAUAUCGGCAGAGAAGGUCCUCAUCGAUCAUAAUUUUGCUCCUCGACUCUCUGGUUCUGGUCUUCACAAACUCUUGGCUGACGAUGUGGUCUUCUCGACCCUCAAAGCCAGUGCUGCCAUGGGUUACUUGGCCCCCGAAUAUACCACUGUUGGCCGAUUCACCGAAAAGAGUGAUGUCUAUGCCUUUGGAGUCCUUGUAUUCCAAAUCCUUACAGGGAAAAGCAAUGUCUCCCACCUGCGGCUGAAUUCGGAGUAUGCUAAGCUUGAAAACCUCAUCGAUGAAAAUCUCGAUGGGAACUACUCCAAACCGGAGGCAUCAAAGCUCGCAGGGAUUGCCUUAGUUUGCACAAGUGAGACUCCGAGCCAGAGGCCUACGAUGGAGGCGGUGCUUCAACAACUAAGCGUCGGUUACUGAUCCCGGUCGAGAUGGUGGUGGUUGUCAUCCUCUUAACCUGUACUCAGAUUCCUUGUCUGAGGGAUUCCAAUGCAACAUGCAAGGAGGAUUUAUUCCCGUCACUAACCACUUAUCUUCAAGCGCGUCGUGUCCUCGAAUAAGGACCUCUGAGUUAUGCAAUGUAUGUUUCUCUUUUCCUAACUAUUGACCUCUGAGCUAGAAUUGUUCUUCAGAGAAGAUGAAGGCAGAUCCUUGUAGCUCUAGUUACUUUUUCUGUUUCUAAAUCCUAGUUUAGCGGUUACUAUACA